GAUCCAAUUCCCAGGGAGCAGCGAGCGGAAGACUACGAGGCCCAUCAGGCAAGCCAAGGGCCUCGUCUUCCGAUGACUGGCCUAGCUCUGGAAAACCUGCCCGCGCCCAGCAUCCUCCGCGCGCAAGAUGGCCGCGCCGGGAGCGGAAGCGGAGCGGAGGAGGUGCUAGGCUCUACGCCCCCUCGGCCUUCCGUGAGGACCGUACCAGUCCGAAGAAGGAAACUCAUGGACUCAACAAAUGCGUAUUGCCUUUUCUCGCCGUGACCAUGGGGGCGUACUGACAGAACCCUUGAUCUGAUAGGCAACCCCAGCAUUUCGCAGCCCUGACUUGCAACCUCCCCGAGGACUGCAGUGUAAGCGCGGUCUCUGCGUUCCGACCGAGGCAGGAGGCCAGUCAGGCAGGUCCCUCUGUCCCGACAGGUGGGACACUGAGCACUCCAUGCCAGCGGGCGCGGGGAGGCGUGGCCUCCCCCAGGGCCGCCACCUCUGCUGGUUGCUCUGCGCUUUCACUUUAAGGCUCUGCCAAGCAGAAGCUCCUGUGCGGGAGGAGAAGCUGUCAGUGAGCACCUCAAAUUUGCCGUGCUGGCUGGUGGAAGAGUUUGUGGUGGCGGAAGAGUGUGCUCCAUGUUCUAAUUUCCAGGCUAAAACCACCCCCGAGUGUGGUUCCACAGGGUAUGUGGAGAAAAUCACAUGCAGCUCAACUAAGAGGAGCGAGUUCAAAAGCUGCCGCUCAGCUCUGAUGGAACAACACUUAUUCUGGAAAUUCGAAGGGACUGUCAUAGGUGUGGCCUUGGUCUUUGCUUGCCUUGUCAUUGUUCGUCAGCGACAACUGGACAGAAAGGCGCUGGAAAAGGUCCGGAAGCAAAUUGAGUCCAUAUAGCUACCUCCUCCCUUUUCAUCUGGGUCUUAGAGACCCUACCUCAGACAGAAAGGGGAAUGAACUGACUCGUGCCCCUGGUUCUCUGGAACCUUGUGGUGGCACCCCCUUUCUCCCAUCUUCCUCGUCUAAAUCAUUAAUGAGCAGAAUAAAAAGAGUAAAAUCAUUUCCUUCCCUAGUGUAAUUUGGUUUGGGGCAGGAAGUCAUGGGGGUAGAGAGGGAAAGGGGGUGGCAACUUUAGGCCCCAGUUUACCAGGUACCUAUCUUCCUCCCUGUUCUACUAUUACUUAAAACUGUCAGGAUACAAUUUUAGCAAAAAAAAAAUUUAUUUCUCAGCCAAAAUGUGAGUUUCCCCUCAACCCUAUCCCCAAAGAAGAAAUAAAAUCACAGAUACA
This is a messenger RNA of Lipotes vexillifer (Yangtze River dolphin), 1272 nucleotides long. It is a transcript of the gene JTB, whose product is annotated as jumping translocation breakpoint. The transcript is spliced from 5 exons. Lineage: Eukaryota; Metazoa; Chordata; Mammalia; Artiodactyla; Lipotidae. The record is from RefSeq and is a predicted model, not a curated record. Gene Ontology annotation, biological process: mitotic cytokinesis. Gene Ontology annotation, cellular component: centrosome; midbody; membrane. The coding region runs from base 440 to 880 and encodes 146 amino acids.